Engraulis encrasicolus (European anchovy) is the source of this 2037-nucleotide messenger RNA. RefSeq names its product sideroflexin-5-like. The transcript has 14 exons. Gene Ontology annotation, cellular component: mitochondrial inner membrane. Gene Ontology annotation, molecular function: citrate transmembrane transporter activity; monoatomic ion transmembrane transporter activity. Bases 174 to 1151 code for a protein of 325 amino acids. Lineage: Eukaryota; Metazoa; Chordata; Actinopteri; Clupeiformes; Engraulidae. The record is from RefSeq and is a predicted model, not a curated record. Gene Ontology annotation, biological process: monoatomic ion transport; citrate transport; mitochondrial transmembrane transport.
AAAAACCAAAGUCUGGGCCCCAUGUGGGUAGGUCAUGCUGAGUGUGACCGAACACUACAUUUCCCAAGAGUCGCAGCAGUUCUUGCUUCACUGUUUGCCACUGGAGUUCAGUCUUUAAAAAAAAAUCCCUUCCAUGACACUCUCCGUUAUCUAAAAUCAGUCGGUGCACUGCCAUGGCGGAAUCUGCAGCUUGUCCGCCGUUUCAGCUGGGAAGACCGCGAUACGAUCAGAGCACAUUUCUGGGGAGGCUGAAGCAUUUCAUUGACAUCAUCGACCCCAGCACACUCUUUGUUUCAGAGAGUCGACUCAAUGAAUGUGUUAAGCUCCUCGACGACUUUAAGAGUGGCCGUCUCUCCCCUGGCGUCACUGAUUCACAGCUGUGGGAAGCACAAAAGGUCAAGCAGGCAAUCAUUCAUCCUGACACAGGGGAAAAGAUCUUUAUGCCUUUUCGCAUGUCAGGCUAUGUCCCAUUUGGAACACCGAUAGUGGUGGGCCUUUUGCUCCCAAAUCAGACACUGGGCUCAACUGUAGUUUGGCAGUGGCUGAACCAGAGCCACAACGCCUGUGUGAACUAUGCAAACCGCAAUGCCACCAAGCCCACACCAACGUCUAAGUUCUUGCAAGGGUAUGCUGGAGCGGUCGGCAGCGCUGUCUCCAUUGCAGUGGGGCUCAACAUCCUUAUUCAGAAAUCCAGCAAGUUCAGCCCAGCCACUCGCCUUAUCAUUCAGAGGUUUAUUCCCUUCCCAGCAGUGGCCAGUGCCAACAUCUGUAACGUGGGCCUGAUGCGGCACAAUGAGCUCUCCGAGGGUAUCGAUGUAAUGGACAACAACGGAAACGUGGUCGGCUCUUCACGCAUUGCUGCCAAACAUGCGAUAAUGGAGACAGCCUUCACGCGCGUGGUCCUGCCGCUGCCCAUUUUCGUCCUCCCGCCAAUGAUCAUGGCCUACCUCGAAAAGCUGCCCCUCCUCCAGGCGAACCGCCGUAUGAUGCUGCCCAUCCACAGCUUCGUGUGCCUGGCUAUCUUCGGCCUCUCCCUGCCCCUGGCCAUCAGCCUGUUCCCACAGAUGUCUCAGAUUGAGGUCUCUCACCUUGAGCCGGAGAUCGCCAUGGCAACAGACUGUAAGGUGGUGACCUACAACAAGGGACUGUGAAGGCGACUGCUGACGACCGCAACAGAAAUGCACACACAAAUGGAACAAAUGGAUCUCACAAUGUGUAGCCAAUCAUCACAUGUGAAUCUAGCACUGGAAAGGGAGCAUCUGUUUAUUCUGAACAGUUCUUAUUUCUUACUUGGAGGUUGUUGUUGUUGGUUUGUUUUGUAGCCCUAAAGCAAUACUUUAUGGUAAAAAAAACUGAUGAAUUAUGAGUUGUUUUAACUUAAUCCAGGGUCUCAAUCGCACUGCAAUAUACACGUAUCUUAGGAACUUCUAACAUUCUAAAAGGGAACAUAUCUCUAAUUUUGUUUCUUCUACUUUGAUACUUACUGCUGUAACUUAAACAGAGGUGCCAAUUAUUUAUAGAUUUAUAGACCAGACAUUGGUCAAAUUAAUUAAGUUUCCUACCUGUUUUGAGAUUUAUUUCUAUUACGUAAUACUGAUAUAUGGAAAUUAUACAAAGAAAAAAUGUAUCUGAUAAUACUGCAAUAUCCAUGUAAAAAAUGUUUUGGUCGCAUGGGCUUCGCAUAUUACAUUGGCUUCAGUACUAGCUGAAAUCUUUUCUGUGAAAUAAUAUUUUUUUCUGUAUCUUGUGCCUGUAAUGUAGCCUAAGUGUGAUAUUAUUUAUUGUGCUUUGAUGACCAUUUAGGACAAAUGCUGACUGCGUGCAAGUAAAAUUUAGUAGGCUUAUAUGACGUACAGAAUUAACAUGAAUUGCAUAUUGUUGUUGUUAAUUUGUAAAAUUUAACAUUUAUAACAAAAUCUAUAACUUGUUUUUAAUAUUUAAAUACCAUGGUAAUGUAUUGGUAAAAGUUAUUUGCUAAUUUUUAAAGCAUUGAAUGAUAUUUGCAAUGCAAAUAGUUAAAGUAAUAAUAAAAGGAAA